AGUGCAGAGCUAUCACCCGGAAUCGAGCUAAAAACAAACAAUUAACUCACGUGUCUGGUAACUUUCUUAUGUACAAGCGAUUUUUGAUGUCAACAGCACAGAAAAUGAAGCCAAUUGUGAUUGUGACUGGAAACCUAAAUAAACUGAAGGAAUUUAAACAGAUCCUUGGACCCGACUUCCCUCAUGAGAUAACGAGCCAGGAUAUAGAUCUACCAGAGUAUCAAGGGGAACCAGACGAGGUGGCCACAGAGAAAAGUAAACUGGCAGUCCAGCAUAUAAAGGGGCCAUGUCUAGUUGAAGAUACCAGUCUUUGUUUCAAUGCACUAGGAGGUUUACCAGGACCAUACAUUAAAUGGUUCCUAUCCAAAAUUGGUCCUGAAGGAUUACACAAGAUGUUGGCAGGCUUUGAGGAUAAGUCAGCAGAGGCUGUUUGUGUAUUUGCAUAUUCCUCUGGGGUACCAGACAGUAAACCCGAGCUAUUUAUAGGCCGGACACCAGGCACCAUAGUUGAACCAAGAGGACCUAGAGACUUUGGCUGGGACCCAUGUUUUCAGCCAGAGGGAUAUACUCAGACCUAUGCAGAAAUGCCAAAGGAGGAGAAAAACAAAAUCUCUCACAGAGGUAGAGCAAUGGAACUGUUCAAGAAACAUUUUGCAGAGAAGAAGAAGUAGUGAUUGUUGUAAAACAGUUGUGAGAGCUGAGCAUAAUGUGAGAUUUUAAAUGACUUCUUCUAUUGGGAUUUUUCCUAAACUUGCACUACAAGAUCUCAGUAACAUUGCUCAGUCUAUUUCAGUUUUAUAUGAGGGUUUCAUGCUGCUAAUUUGGUACUAACAUAUACAAAAAAUGAAAAGCAGACAAGAUUGUCAUAAUGAAAAGGUUAAACAGAAAUGAAGUGUUAAUUUUGAAGGACUGUUUGUUCGGAGGAUUCUGACAUUAGCUGCUUUCUCUUUUUUAUAGGUAAUAAAUAUUUCAUAAUAUGUA
Messenger RNA from Mercenaria mercenaria, 981 nucleotides. RefSeq names its product inosine triphosphate pyrophosphatase-like. Bases 69 to 671 code for a protein of 200 amino acids. Gene Ontology annotation, molecular function: nucleoside triphosphate diphosphatase activity. NCBI's taxonomy places the organism in Eukaryota, Metazoa, Mollusca, Bivalvia, Venerida, Veneridae. The record is from RefSeq and is a predicted model, not a curated record. Gene Ontology annotation, cellular component: cytoplasm. Gene Ontology annotation, biological process: nucleoside triphosphate catabolic process. The transcript has 4 exons.